GGAGCAUAUAUCAUAUACUGAGAAGGAAGAAUCAUUUAAAUUCAGAGAAAUUUUCAGGGGUUAUUUGGGGUUCCCAAUUUGCCCUUGGAAUUUCUCUAAAUUUUCCUUUUCGCCGCUAAUGUAACAUACACACACCAUAGCCAAAAGCCAGAACCAACCAACUCUGUUAGGACGAGAACCUGAAAGAAAAAAAAAAAAAUCAAAUUCAAAUAAUGCUGUGUAAACUGGUACCGCUUCCGCGGAAGAAAAAACCCGGUUCGGUUCCGGUUUACCUUAACGUUUAUGAUCUUACCCCGAUCAAUGGGUACGCUUAUUGGCUUGGCCUCGGAGUUUACCAUUCUGGUGUUCAAGUUCAUGGUAUUGAAUAUGGAUUUGGAGCACAUGAACGUAACGCGACCGGGAUUUUUGAAGUGGAACCUAAACACUGUCCUGGAUUCACCUUCAGAAAAUCAAUUUUCAUUGGAUCAACGGAUCUGGGCCAGAAGGAUGUUCGAGAAUUUAUGGAGAAGCUAGCUGAAGAUUAUUUUGGGAACACCUACCAUCUUAUCCAAAAAAACUGUAACCACUUCUGUAACGAUGUUUGUCUCAGAUUAACAGGAAGGUCAAUCCCUGGAUGGGUAAAUCGGCUUGCUAGAAUUGGUUUUCUCUGUAACUGCGUUCUUCCAACCAGCCUAAAUGAAGCAAAGAUUCCAGUUACUUUAGACAGGGUUCAGGAUGGAGAAAAGAAGAAAAUUAGAAGCCAGUCCAGGAAGUAUGAGGCUUCCUCCAAUCUUCCAUUGUCUAGUAGCCAAAGACAUUGCCUUCCUCCGUCUUCAUCUGUAAUUAAUGCUUGUUCAUCCUCAACCUUAACAGUAAAGUAAAGCUUUGACAGGAGACAGGCUCUGAAACAUAGGAUGUUAGAAUCAUGUAAGCAACCAAAGAUGAGCAGGGAAGCAACCUUUUCAUCUGCUUCAUCUGUCUAUUCUGCUGUAUAUCUUCAAUUGUGUGGCAAUGGCUAAAA
Molecule: messenger RNA, 1000 nt
Organism: Gastrolobium bilobum
Lineage: Eukaryota; Viridiplantae; Streptophyta; Magnoliopsida; Fabales; Fabaceae
Product: deSI-like protein At4g17486
Exons: 3
Coding region: 213-860 (215 amino acids)
Biological process (GO): protein deubiquitination
Molecular function (GO): deubiquitinase activity
Source: RefSeq, a predicted model, not a curated record